Messenger RNA from Psilocybe cubensis, 849 nucleotides. RefSeq lists its product as uncharacterized. Lineage: Eukaryota; Fungi; Basidiomycota; Agaricomycetes; Agaricales; Agrocybaceae. The coding region runs from base 1 to 849 and encodes 282 amino acids. The record is from RefSeq and is a predicted model, not a curated record. The transcript is spliced from 3 exons.
AUGGCUAUCGAGGCGAGCUCCAAAACAGCCCAGAAGUGGCACACUACCCCGACCACAGUCACCACAGCAAUCACUAUCGGGUUGGCCAUUUUUUUCAUUUUUGACAUCAUGGCAUUUGUCUAUAUUAUCAUGAUUCUCAAAGAAACUAGUCGGAUAGGCGCAGUGGACAGUUUGCCGUUCAAGAAUCCAUAUGUCGGACUGGACCAACUUUACAACCUCCACAAAAUAAAACCUUCACAGUACGAUCGGAUUGUCAAUGAACCUCGUCUAGCUACCCAGAUUAGCCAAGAUGAACCGCAGAAAAUAUUUCCCGUCGAUCUCCACCGAUGGCUCAGUGACUUUGGACUUCUUUCGCCGCCUGAUCGCAACUUCAAAGUUACCAGCACUAUCCAUACGAUACUUCAAUUUCACGUCCUAGAUUACGGUAUGGAACAGUGUUCGCUUGCAGUUCGCCUUCCGAACCGCGAGGACAUUCUGCCCCACCCCUUUUCCUUGCCUGUGACGGGGGACACUGUGAGGCUUGACAUAUGCGAGCUCGCCGCCAGCCGUCCCUUGAAAGAAAGCACACUAAGCUGGUCGACACGCCCAAACUGUAUCCGGAGCCUGGGAAGUCUGGACGCCAAAAUCGGAGGAGAAGUCAGCAUGGAACCGUUUUUCUGUAGAUCAGGUUCGUUCAUCGCAUAUCAGGUCUCUUGUGCAAAAGGAUUUCCCGGCUGUGAGGUCGAUGUCUGGACAAAUCAAAAUGCGACUUGGGGUGAGCUCUAUUGUUUGUCCCCGUACUGCUUUCGUUCCCCUGACUGUAUUACGACAUUCAAAGGCGUUUAUUUGAAUCAAUAUCAGACUACUUAG